Molecule: messenger RNA, 17963 nt
Organism: Porites lobata
Lineage: Eukaryota; Metazoa; Cnidaria; Anthozoa; Scleractinia; Poritidae
Source: the annotation of a GenBank genome assembly
AUGGCACAGAGUGGAAACGGAGCAGCAUGUGAGAGUGAUGUUACAUCACUUGGUACCGGACAAGAGCUGAACAUUGAUGAUGACACACUGAAACGUAAAGACUCUUACAACUGUUAAUACUGUAUCCCCAACAAGACUUUAACAUAGCAAAAUAAGGAGGAAUGAAAUAAAAGAUACAGAAAAGGAAAAAAAUUCCGUCAUUUGAAAACAUUCAACAUACGGAAGUGGUUAAAGAAUCAAAGUCGAAGGUGGUUUUUCAAUUUUUUUUAUCUAGAUUAGGCUUUUUCUAGAAUUUGUGGCCGACGAAUGAUGACUUUUCUCCCAGCAGGUGUGAUUUCUUUUUUCCUGCCAACCCGAAAGAUGCACACUACCGCAUAACGCCUUUAAUAAUAGUGUAAGUUCCGUCUGGCGCUACAAAUUUAAUGCUUUUCUAGCUUUUUUGGCGUUUUUAACUUUAGAAAGUGAGCAUAACUGACGACCAAAUUUGCCACUAUUCUGUGACCAUUGUCAUGGUCAACGCCAUUUAUUAGUGAACAAGUGACACCAUUUGCCUAAACGGGGAGUAAAUGACCCCUGUUAUGAUCACUUUUUUUGUUUUAAUAUGCAGGAAAGAGACGAAGACGGAAAUGAACAUAUUAAAAAGUUGCACACGAUAGACCGUAUUGUACUCUUAUCUUUUGUAUUCACAAUUAUAAUUCACUAUUUUAUUUUUUUACACCAUGGCAAGUUUCGUUCCCAAAGGAGUAUUCCGGAUUUUUAAGAGACGUGGAUGAACUAAUUGGGGCAAAAAUCAAAACCCACAAAAGUUCCCUGAACCAAAAAUUAACCCCCAAAAAAUCCUAUACAGAACUACGCACCGACAAAAUUAUUCAGUUAAAAUCAAGCCAACUAAGAAAAUACUUGCCACAUUUUUCCUACCCCAAAAGAAUCCCAGAAUUGAAAAUUUUAAGCCCAAAAAAUCCUUCUAUCAUCGCCGUCACUUGAAAUCCGGACUACCUCAACUGGAGUUUCGUUCCACCCCAAAUUUCUUAAUCAAAAGUUUGCUUAUGGCGUACUUCAUAACCGCAAAACAGAUUGUCGAAUACGAAGCUGAAUCGGAGAGACCUACAAGUAAAAAGGAAAGAACCAAGGAUGGAAAAAACAAACAAGUACCCUGUAUUUUUUUGGAAACCGAAAUACACUCAACUCGAAAACGAAGAACCCUCAACGCCGGUGAAAGGGUGUGCAAUAAACCAAAUGGGUCCGUAAAUUUGAAGCGUGACCAUCCCCUUGAGGUAUUUGCGUUGCCUCGACGUACUCGUACCCAUUGUUGGGUAUUUGGAAUCAAAUGUUUUGGCUCAGGGAGGGGAGAGUAUAGUAGAGGUUUACAUUUUUAGCACCUUACAUUGAGAAAGUUUGCGGUAUUGUAGUGUUUGACAAAUUUUCAUGCGGUACUUGUGUAAUUGUGGCCUUGAAUUCUGAUAUUGUGGUAUUUCUAAACAUGCCGAAGUUUUUGUGAUUGGCUCGGGGAUUUUUAGCAUGGUUGUGUCGAAUUUCUCGAUUUCUGUUUGCAGUGUUACGGUGUUCCGUAUACCCCUAGCCGCUCUUCAAUGGUUUUUUUUUUGCGCAUGCGUAUACUUGUGCCAAAAGACCAGCUUUGAUGUGUGACAAGUUGCGGUUUUAGAAAGGUUUACCAAACAAUAUUCCCAUGAUAAUUGUUUAUGCGUUUGAACCCAUCAACAGAAAUAAUUAGCAAGGCAUUUAUAAUAACGGAUGCUGAAAUCCUAUGAUGCAACCACAGCACCUUCACAUUUUACCAUUUAUUAUUAUAAUUAUUAUAACUAUUAUAUUAUUAUUAUUAUUAUUACUAUUUGAAAAGUUAUUUUGGUGUUAAUCCAAUCUUAAGUUUUUGUAGUUUUGAAAGUAAAAAAAGUGUUGUUGUUGAUGUGGUCAUAGCAGCCAAACAUCUUUAAGUAGCAAACCGAAUUUAUAUACUUAACAGUGUUUUUAUCCCGAGUUUUUAUCAACAAAGUAUUACCAAUGACGAAAGCCGUUGCAAAUUAUGAAGAUUAUCCCGUUACGUUCAAUAAAACUAAAAGUAAACUUUACCGAAUUUCACUAGCACUAAAAAAAAACAAUAUGUUUAUAAGGAUUAUUGCUGCCAUUGACUCCUGAUUCUGUUUCCAAAUAUGGUUCUGUCACGUCUUACUGAAGUGGUACUGUUAACUCCCUGCUGCUACUAAGUCGAUUGACUAGGGCAACAAAAAAGAACUGCAAAAAACGUAGCUCUAAAUCUGAAACUGAAUCAGCCACCGAGAUUGUCGGAAAGUGAGUUGGCAAUGGUUGGUUACUAGGGUGUUCUGAGCGACUUAGCUACUGAAUUCUGGAAAGCAGUUUCAUGUCUUGAAUGAAAGCAUAACGGAAAACUGAAUCAGAUUACGUUACUGUCCUGUUGUUUGAAAAUUACUUCACCGCUCAUUUCAUGACAGCCUGCCACAGAAUUUUGAUUGAUUUGUUCAGUCAAUAAAAGUUUUAUACUAAUGUGAGUUUACCACUUGUCGCAAAAUGAAUGGUUGUUUUGGUAACAGUGCUUAUACAAGUGAAGUUAAUAUUAAUUUAAAGCUUUUUACCGAUUUUUCCAGAUCAAACCAUUAUGGCACAGAGUGGAAACGGAGCAGCAUGUGAGAGUGAUGUUACAUCACUUGGUACCGGACAAGAGCUGAACUUUGAUGAUGACACACUGAAAGGUAAAGAUUCUUACAACUGUUAAUAGUGUAUCACUAAAAGGCCUUUAACAUACUAAACUAAGCACAAGUAAAAUAAAAUAUACAGAAAAGACAAAAAACCGUCAUUUGAAAACAUUCAACAUACGGAAGUGGUUAAAGAGUCAAAGUCGUUAAACAUUAUCUCUACUGAAGGUGGUUUUUUAACUUUUCAUCUGGAUUAGGCUUUUCCUAGAAUUUGUGGUUGAAUUUACCACUUGUGACGAAAUGAAUGGCUGUUUUGGUACCAGUGCUUUAUAUACAAGUAAAGAUAAUGUCAGUUUACAGCUUUAUACCGAUUUUUCCAGAUCAAACAAUUAUGGCACAGAGUGGAAACGGAGCAGCAAGUGAGGGUGAUGUUACAUCACUUGGUACCGGACAAGAGCUGAACUUUGAUGAUGACAAACUGAAAGGUAAAGACUCUUACAACUGUUAAUAGUGUAUCACCAAUUAGCCUUUAACAUAGAAAUUUAAGGAGAAAUGAAAUAAAAGAUACAGAAAGGAAAAAAACCGUCAUUUGAUACCAUUCAACAUACAUAAAGACUGGAAGUCGUUAAACAUUAUCUCCACUGAAGGUGUUUUUCACUUUUUGUCUAGAUUAAACUUUUUCUAAAAUUUGUGGUGGACGAAUUCCUUUAUCUUGUGGAUUCACCGUUACAUAUAGCCCUGCUUUAGCUCCCGCCAAGUAUGAUUCCUAUUUUCCCGCCAACCCGAAAGAUGCACACGCACCUCAUAAUGGUUUAUUAGUGUGAGCUACAAAUUUAAUACAUUUUUAGCAUUUUUAACAUCAGAAAGUGAGAAACGGAACGACCAAAUUUGCACCUAUUUCACAAGUCUGUGAGCAAUGUCAUGACCUAGUACAAACAUUAACCAUAGAGGACUGCAAAGGACCGCAAACGAAUAUGCCGGAGAACGUAGGAUCCAUAAAGACCUGAUCAGCAAAAAUGAAAAGUGAAAAGUAGACAUUAAAUUCUGCAAGCAGAAUACUGCAAUGCUGACCGUACUACGUGAAAAUUAACUCUGCAAGACAUCAACACGACACCGAAAGAACUCAAAACAGAGCGAGAUUGUAGCCAUAGUCAUGAUCAACGCCAUUUAUGAGUUAACAAGUGACACCAUUUGCCCAACCGGGGAAUAAUUAUCCCCGUGGUAUUUUUCGUUUUAAUCCGUAGCAAAGAGACGAAGACGGACUCCCGGAUGAACACACAAAAAAGUUGCACAGGAUAGUCCGUAUUGUACUCUUAUCUUUUGUACUCACAAUUAUAACUCGCCAUUUUAUUUUUUAUACCAUAGCAAGUUUCGUUCCCAAGGGUUAUUACGGAUUUUAACAGACGUGGAUGACCAAAUGGGUGCAAAAAUCAAAAACCCAAAAUUCCCUGGACCAAAAAUUAACCCCCAAAAAUCCUAUACAGAACUAUUCACCGACAAAGUUCUUUAGUUUAAGUCAAGCCAACUAAGAAAAUACCUGUCAAAUUUUCCUACCCCAAAAGAAUUCCGGAAUCGAAAAUUUCAAACCCAACAAAUCCUUCGAUCAUCGCCGUCACUUGAAAUCGGCAGUACCUCCACUGGGGUUUCGUUCCACCCAAGUUUCUUUAUCGAAAGUUAUGCUUAUGACGUACUUCAUAACUGUAAAACAGAUUGUCGAAAUCAAAGCUGAAUCGGAGAGACCUACAAGUAAAAGGGAGACAACCACGAAUGGAGAAAGAACCAAGUAUUUUCUAUUUUUUGGAAACCGAAAUACACUCAACUGGAAAACGAAGCACCCUCAACCCUGGUGAAAGGGCUUGCAAUCAACUACAACUGGUCAGUUAAUUUGAAGCGUGACCAUCCCCUUUGGGUAUUUUCGCUGCCUCUGGAUACUCUUACCCACAAUGGGGUAUUUGGAAUCAAUGUUUGCCUCGGGGAGGGGAGAGUAUGGUAGUGUCUGACAUUUUUAGCACCUAACAAUGAGAAAUUUUUUGGCGUUGUGGUGUUUGGCAAAUUUUCAUGCGGUACUUCUGUAAUUGUGGUCUCGAAUUCUGAUAUUGUGGUUGGCUCGGCGAUUUUUAACAUGGUUUAAGUUGUCGAAUUUGUCGAUUUUUCUUCGCUGUGUUACGGAGUUGGGCAUACCCCUAGCCGCUGAAAUUUUAAUUUUUUUAGCAUGCAUAUACUUCUACCAUAAGACCGCCAUCGAUAGUGUGAUAUCGUGCCCAGUUGCGGUAGUUGAAAGGUUUUCUCUUCAGAGCCAAACAAUAUUCCCAUGGUACUGUGUUAUGUGGCUGAAGACCCUCGUUGAACCCAUCAACUGAAACAUUUAGAAAGGCUGCAUUUAUAUUAAUGGCUGCCGAAAUCCUAUGGUACAACCACAGCACCUUCACAUAGUACCAUUUAUUAUUAUUAAUAUUAUGAUUAUGAUGAUUGUGAUGAUGAUUGUGAUGAUUAUUAUUAUUUGAAAAGGUUAUUUUAGUGUUAAUCCAAUCUUAAGUUUUUGUAGUUUUGAAAGUAAAAAAAGUGUUGUUGUUGAAGUGGUCGUAGCAGCCAAACAUCUUUAAGUAGCAAACCGAAUUUAUAUAAUUAACAAUGUUUUUAUCACGAAUUUUUAUCAACAAAGUAUUACCACUAACGAAUUAAAGAUGUUGCAAAUUAUGUCGAUUAUCCCCUUAAGUUCUAUAAGGCUAAAAGUGAACUUUACCGAGUUUCACUUGCACCAAAAAGAAACAAUAUGUUUAUAAGGGUCAUUCUAAUGAUAGCACAAUUUGCUGCAAUUGACACCUGAUUCUGUUUUUAAAUAUAGGUUUUUCACGUGUUACUGAAGUUGCACUGUAAGACCUUGUUUACAUGGAGUGGGGAACCCCGGUCUAGUGGGGUAGGUUUCCUUUGUUUUGUGUCCCCCAGAGCGUGAAAACAAAAGAAACCAACCCCACUAGACCGGGGUCCCCCACUCCAUGUAAACAGGCCCUAACUCCCUGGUGCUACUAAGUCGAUUGACUACGUAGCAAAAAAAAACUGAAAAAAACGUCGCUCUGAAUCUGAAACUGACGCUAUCAGCCACCGAGAUUGUCGAAACGUGAGUUCACAAUAAUUGGUUACUAGGGUAGCCUGAGCGACUGGGCUACUGAAUUCUGGAAAGCAGUUACUAACAUGUCUUGAUUAAAAGCGCAAUGGAAAACUGAAUCAGUUUACGUGUACUGUCCUGUUGUUUGAAAAUUACUUCACCGCGCAUUUCAUGAGUGCCUGCCACAGAAUUUUGAUUGAUUUCUUCCGUCAAAAAAAGUUUUAAUGUGAGUUUAGCACUUGUGGCAAAAUGGAUGGUUGUUUUGGUAACAGUGCUUAUACAAGUGAAGUUAAAUAGAGAAUAAUACAUGGUCGCGCGGAGAUAUGGAAUUUAUCUUCGAGUGUUCACAUCGAUAUCGAACAGGUGAGAUAUCGAAUGUGAACACGAGAAGAUAAAUUCCAUAUCUCCAAGCGUCCAUGUAUUAUUCUGUUUAUUAUAUAAACAAGAAUCAGCCAUUCCAUAAACCAAAACCAUGUCAUAUAGUCGAGAACCCGACAAAUGUAAUUCAUUGUUUAAAAUACUCCAGUGUAAACUCGGAGCUCUACAAAGUACAGUAAAAAAUAAAUACAAAUAUUAAAAAUGUCCGGUAUCUUGUUCAAAAUAUAAUAGACAAGAUAAAUGGUUAAAAUGUUCUCAAACUAUCAAAUAUCAAUAAUUUCACAUGUAAAAAUAUCGUAUUUUUACGCGUGUUCAGAUACCACAUUUCUCGGUGGUAGAAAUCCUUGUAAAACACUGCAGUUUAUAUAAUAAUAUUAAUUUAAAGCUUUUUACUGAUUUACCUCUUGCGGCUCCUCGUGGAUUAGGCUUUUCCUAGAAUUUGUGGUGGAGUUUACCUCUUGUGACAAAAUGAAUGGCUGUUUUGGUACUAGUGCUUUAUAUACAAGUAAAGAUAAUGUCAGUUUACAGCUUUAUACCGAUUUUUCCAGAUCAAACCAUUAUGGCACAGAGUGGAAACGGAGCAGCAUGGGAGAGUGAUGUUACAUCACUUGGUACCGGACAACAGCUGAACUUUGAUGAUGACACACUAAAAGGUAAAGAUUCUUACAACUGUUAAUAGUGUAUCACCAACAGGACUUUAACGUAGCAAAAUAAUGAGGAAUGAAAUAAAAGAUACAGAAAAGGAAAAAAAACCGUCAUUUGAUAAUAUUCAACAUACGGAAGUGGUUAAAAAGUCAAAGUCGUUUAACGUUGUCUUAACUGAAGGUGGUUUUAUCCUUUUAUCUAGAUAAGGCUUUUUCUAAAAUUUGUGUUUGACGACUAAUUACUUUAUCUUGUGGAUUCACCGUUAUAUACAGUGGUGCAUUAGCUCUCGGCAAGUACAAGUACUAUUUUCCCGUUAACCGAAGGAUGAACAGGUACUGCAUAACGCCUUAGUAGUGUUCUCUGGAGCUACAAAUUUAAUGCAUUUCCAGCCUUUUAGCAUUUUUAACUUCAGAAAGUGAGGAACUGAACGACCAAAUUUGCCACUAUAUCACAAAUCUGUGACCAAUGUCAUGGUCAACGCCAUUUAUGAAUUAACAAGUGACACCAUUUGCCUAACCGGGAAGAAAUGAUCUCUCUCAUAUAUGUUGUUUAGUAAUCUCUAGCAAAGAGACGAAGACGGAAAUUAACACAAAAAAAAUUGCACACGGUUUUCCCGUAUUGUACUCUUAUCUUUUGUUUUCACAAUUAUAAUUAACCAUUUUAUUGCUGUUUUCUUUAUUUAUUUUUUCUAUCACUUUUCCCACCGAAAGGAUCAGUUUAUUGUUUUAGUCGCCUCCUUCGAAUAAUCGCCCCCUAUAAAGGAAAAAUUUGAAAUAAUCGCCUCCCAAAACCCCACCCCCGCUCGUCCUUUGAGUUCUCGCUUCCUGGUCCUGUUUUUAUCCCUCGUCCCGAAUAUCACUUCCAAAGAUCUGCCAAAUGCCGCAUCCCGCCUGUUGCAGACCACCCACCCCCCCCAGCCUUCUUUGUUUGAGGGAAGGGGGUCUGUUACAGGUUUUCCCAAGGCUUAGAGGUGAGUAUGGAACAAGUGAGAACUGUGAAAGCUGGAGACCAGCGAGGAGAGCGCAAGCGGGGAGUGAUGGGAAGGAAUAAGAGAGAAAGCUUCAUUUUUUCUCCCCUUUCCAUCACAACUUUCGCCCCCUUUCCUUAACAAUCAACUCAAAUAUCCCCCGAAAAGUGAUCGCGAUUGACUGGGAACAAUGCAGUGGAGGGGAGGGGAGGGGAGGCUGUACACGGGCUAUACACCAUGAGGUUUAAUGACAUUUCAACCUGCUUCAUUUUUAGCAAUAGCUGAGGUGUACAAAACCGAAGGCGAUGAAGCGUACUUACAGGAAGAUUACAGCAACGCCGUUUACUUUUAUACUGAGGGAAUUAAAGUAAACUGCAAGGACGAAGACCUAAAGGCGAAACUGUACAGCAACAGAGCUUAUGCAAACCUUUGUUUAGGUAAGGCUACUUGUAUUUUGAAAAUAUAGAAAUAUUGCUUGUUUUCUGAUUGGUUAACCACUGAUGUUGAAUAUUUGCCAGUGUGAUCACAUGACUUGCUUUGGAAUGGUCCGUCAGGGGUUUUCCAGAUUUCACUGAUCUUAUUUGCUUUGAGUUUGCUUUGCUGCGUUUGCUGUGAGUAAUUUUUGUUUGUUUGCAUUUUUAACAUUCAUAGGAAACUACAUUUACUCCCUGGUAGAUGGACAAAACGCCAAGGACAUUCGACCAUUGGCAAUCAAACCAAUAAUAGCAGGUAAUUUUAGAAGAAUUUUUUUUAAGUAUUUAGUAUCUAAGAAACAGAAUGGAUCAUAAUUAUACUAGUAAUGUUGGCAAGCAUUCUAUUUACCCCCUUGUUGUGAAAACACCAAAAGUUCAAACGGCUACAAAGUUCAAACGUUUAAAUAAUAUGGAAGAAAUUAAACUUUAGAUUUGGAGUCCAGGGUGUAACAAAGUCAUCAUCAAAUGUUUGUUUGCUCACGGGCUCUUUUAUAGUACAAAAAUGGCAAUUACGGUUAUUGGUAGGCUACUUGCGACAUAGUUCUUCAUUCUCUUGAACAUAGGCACGUAUGACGUGCAUGAACUAUCAUGGAUGUUUCAGUGUAACUGUACCACGAAUGUACCCAUUUAAGCCUAAUUUUAGAGUGGCUUGUUGUUUGAAAUUGUCCGGAAAUUGGGUGUUGCUGUACAUGAAAAUGAUAAAAGUAGCAAAAUGACAGCUUAAGAGAGUGUCUCUGUAAGAGCGGUCCGGUCGAUUUUCCUUGGGACACAGAUUUAGCUCAUUUCUUGUGUGUUGUAAGACAUUCAUGUACCUAUACUAAAACCACAAUCCGUUUGAUCGGAUCUCUUUAUUUUUCAGAGUUUUACGGAAAUUAAAUUUCACUCGAGCGAAGGCCUGUCCUGACACUUUUCAAGACUUUAACUUGAGACAACUUUGGAGGACAAUUUACAAAAAAACUACGGGACUCAGCAAAAAAACAAAUACCACAGCCAUGUAUAUUAACUCUAUCUUAUCCAUCGAGGCGACUUUCGUGAACAUCACGUUUCAAUCAAGCAAACAGGAAGACUUGAACGACACCUUAUCGGUUCGCUUAAGUCACACACGCGAAAACCGAUCAAAUUCAAGGUACAUUUUUGAAAAAGUGAGGCGUUCUUAACUGAUCCAACUAAUAUAGCUAGGAGGUAGGUGCCAUAGAAAAGGUAACUACAGAAAAAAACUUUGCGGCCCGACCUUUACUAAAACUUUAUAACUCCGUGAACUUACCUAAUUUUCCGCAAUCUCCAACUUUUGCCGCCAUUUUGAGGGACUUGUCAACAUGAGGCGUAGCAGAUAUAUCGAGCAGGUAGAUCUAAAACAGUCAGAAAUACAUACGAAAGCAUUCAAAUGAACUUCACUUUCAAUUCAAGGGGCAAAAUUUGAAACUGUUCGUUAAACCUACCAUUCCUACAUCCCCAUGCGACCAUUUCUUCCAACAAUUCAAACACUACAACUAGUGACCACUAGUGUUCGAAUUGCCCUUGUCGAUUCCACCGUAAGAAAUAACCUGUGCCACCCAAGCUUCGACUCCAAUGUGAAGUACGAAUCAAACAACAUAACUGCGUCAUCUUCGAGGCCAUAUCACGCUGGUAUUUUGGAUUUUCUGAUCGACCAGAACGGUGAUCAGGAGGUGAUCGCCAUGUUUACCUCAUAAACGUGACCGCUGACCAGCCGCUGAAUGAAAACAGUACGCCGCAGGGUGGUGUGGGUGGCGGACUUAUCGUCAUAAGAUAUUCGAAUACACUCUAAAAAAGCUUUAGGACUCUCAGUCUAAAGAGUGAAGGCAUGCUUUGUGGUACAGACAACUUUGAUUUUAUUCUCAUAACUUUUUCCUUUAAAUUAGAACUGGUAUUAAUUAGUAGAGUUAUUUAAAUAUUUUUAACCGAGGUACCCAUAUGACCUUUUUGCUUGUCCUCAGUGGUAUAUAAUAAGGUGUCUUUUCUUCCAGAACCUUUUAGUUAUGCGUUAUUUGCACGGAAUGAACACUAUACUUAGAAGGUUUGUUCUAAAUCAUUUUUGCUGUUCCCAAGAAUGUAUGCAAAAUCAUUGCUUUAUACAAAGCUGACUCUAAAAUAUGAUUUUUCGUAACAGUAACUAAUGUCAUUUACGUAAGGUGUUAAUAAAACUAGUAAUGUACAAUUUUUAGCGUUUUCCACUUAUAAGCCUGACAUACAAUUGUCAAGUGAACUAUGUUAGUUUCAGCUCAUUUCUUGAUUCGAUGUGACCUUUUAUCACUAAACCCCAUUCCUUUCAUUUGCAAUUUUCCUGUACUUUUUUUUCAUGCGACAACGACAAAGUACCCUGGGUACCAGAGGUUUUUCUCGCGUGCGGCGGGAAGUUUCGGUGUUGGCCGAAGGCCGACACGUUUUCGGCCGUAGGCCGAAGCCACGAGCGGCGAAGCCGCGAGAAAAACCUCUGGCACGGAGCGGUGCUUUUUACCGUCCCCGUUGACCUUUGAGCUUUUUUAUCGCAUUACAUUUACGCCAAUCAGAUUGAAAGUCUCCGACUGUGAUCAUGUGGGCCGGCACGUGAAGAAAUGUCCGAAGACUCACAUUAUCCUUAGAAAGACAAGUUCGUGUUUAAAAUUCAUUGCUUUUAGAGCAAUCAUGACUGGGUCAAAUCGAAGUUCUCCAUAAUUGAUGUAGCUUCAGUUUAAGCUGCAAUCCAUUCUUCGAGAUUUGGAUCUGAAAAUCACUGUCCGUGAGAAUUUAACAUCCUGCUAAAAACGCUAACGAGCUGGGCCCAGCGUGACAAAACAUUGCAGGAAACCGUCACUUUCACCGACAAAAAGAAAAUCGCUUAUAAUUAUUCAGAUCCAGGAGGCUCUUUGGAGAAAUUAAACAACCUAAAAUCCUCAUUUGGACGCAUUGAAGAGCUUAACAUUUCAAAAGAGGUCAAAGAAAAUGCUCUUGCAACAGCAAAUCAUAUGCCGACCAGACACAAUAACCGCAGAAAAUCAAUAUGCGUGUCACGACCUCUCAGUAUGAAACAAUCGGAAAAAAUCAAAUUUGCUCAGUUGAAACGUUUUUCUCCAGAGUAUAAUCUACCCAUCACGGAAAAAAAUUCAUUGGAACAAGCAGCAUUUUGGCAUGAGGUAAAAGUCGUGUGUUGCCUUCUGACCCCUCUUUUAUUACUAAGAAUAAUACAAACUAUUUCAAAACAUGCGUUGUAAUCGUUUGAAAUAGGAAAUUAGUAAAGCUUAAACUGUAUUGCUGCAAAAGCUGAAUUGGUGAUAAUAGCUUAAUUGCGUUGAAUAAACUUGAAUACUCCACUUGUUUGCUCAUAGCUUUUAAAUUGUCUACACCGUCAAACCCUUCUAGUAAAUUUCUUAUCAUGCUCUUUCAAAACUUUCCAAAGCUGCCAUCACAACACUUCUCGCGAGUACAACAACAGCAAAGUUGGAAAUAUUCUUUCACGUGCUGGUCUAUUCUUGUCAACCAAUUGUAGCGUCUGUUAGAUUCAAAGUCCCUCAGGUGGUCGUUAGUAGCCAAUCAGCCGUCUUGUCCAAAAUCUGGACCAACUGAUUUAACCGUGCUAACGAUUGGAUCGGCGCCAUCAAAGCAAUAGCGCUCUGCUCCAGAGGCUUUUCGCGCGGGUCACUAUAAAGACUUGACAGAAACCGGAAACCGCGCUAGAAAAGUCUCUGGCACCCAUGGUAACGACAAAGAGUCUUAUAACUAAACUGAUUUUUUGCUGUACCACGCUUAUCACAUUGUAUACACAAAUACAUGCAAAAGGCCGGCUAAAUAAUGCACCUAUCAAUGUAAACCCCGUGGGGGAGUGCGGGCAAGGGGUGGGGAUUUGACAAAUUUUAAAAUUUUGCGAUCAAAUUCCCCAGGGUGGGAAACGAAAGGUCAAUCAAAGGUGUCAAAAAAGCCCCACCCCAGGGGAAAAAAUCUAAACAAACAAUACUAUAAUACUGUAUAAAACGAAUGAAAAGAACAUUUCAAAAGUACGUCCUUACUAAACGUAAGCUCCGUUAAAUUACUCGCUGUAAUUAAUAAGUAUUUUCUCUCUCCACUAGCAUCUCUUAUUUUGAACAACAAAAUCACUCUAGGAAGAUUGACCGUGCUAUUAUAAUAUUAACGAAAUGUAAAAUGCUUCAUAACACUGAUAACAUCUGCUCAACAUGCCGGAACAGGUCGGAUCAGUGACCCGUAAAACAUCCUGUGACUUUCAUGGUGGAAUAAAAUUUCAAUCGAGUUUUACAAUCAGAUGGGAACUUGAAGAUAAAAACUUUCUCAAGAUAGACAUUAUCUGUCUAGAUGACAGUUUAAGGUGACUCGACCCAGUUUUUUUUAGGAGGUACCAUCCUACUUUGAAGCUCUCUGGUAUCCUCACCUUUACUUUUAUCGUAAGUAUAACACAUAGAAUGGAUAACAUAUAGAUCAAUCUACAAUAUAACAUAAAAUUUUUGGCGAUCGGAGUAAAUGUCACGUGGUUAUAAUGCCACGCCCCUUUGAGGUCUGAGUGGAAAAUCGGCUGUUGCCGGCAUUUUUUCGUGAAAAUCUCUCGGCUACACAUAGUGCGCAUUAGUGCCUUGCGCUGAACAGAGUUUCACCAAAAUCGCAAAGACCCAAUUCGAGAAAUUCAGCGGUUUCCAAAUUUAGGUCAUAAUUUAUGCGAAAAUGAUAAGCAAACUUUACACGGAUUAUAUCUAAUAAACCAAGAGAUUCAUCCCUUUAUUUUGGGCAUCCUUAUAACAGAUGGGUCCUUGCAAGUCAGCAAAACGCUUUAGGGCCUUGUAAAUGCGCGCGAUUUCGAGCAAAGCAAACAUAUAGAAAUUAUAGUUUUCGCUAUUUGUUGACGUUUGUCGGCGUUUAAGAGUCAAUCUCACGAAAAAAGCAUUUUCUUAAAAAUUCGUAGUUUUUUUUUCCUUCAAAUUUUUUCAGGGCCACAAUUGAUUAACUAACUACCCGGACUCUGAAUUUCAUGGUCAUUGAAAAACUGUGACAUUAUCUUCUAGAAGCUCAAACUUGAGUAAACAUUGAAGAUUUUUAGCGUUUUGGCUGAGUUUGUGCUUUGGGAGUUGUCUAUUGUUUCUAGUCUGUCAUUAUACAGCAUUCUUGUUCAGCACGCGUGCAAUGACCGCGCUCGGCUGACUUCCGAAUGCUCACCGAGAUAUUAUAAAUUUGGUACAGUGAGAUAGGCCAUCGCGUAAUACAUAGAGGUUUAACUAACAAUUUUUAAUCAAUUCUCGUGCUUCUUGUGUCUUUGCAAAAAAAUCAAGAAGUGCUACACACUAAGUCUACUUACUAUUAAAAAAAUAUCAUUUUUUCAUAGGUUUAAUGCAAGCCAAUAAUUAAACCAACUCGUGACGGGAAUAUCUCGGUGAGCAUUCGGAAGUCAGCCAAGCGCGGUCAUUGCACGCCUGCUGAACAAGAAUGCUGUAUAAUGACAGACUAGAAACAAUAGACAACUCCCAAAGCACAAACUCAGCCAAAACGCUAAAAAUCUUCAAUGUUUACUCAAGUUUGAGCUUAUAGAAGAUAAUGUCACAGGUUUUCAACGACCAUGAAAUUCAGAGUCCGGGUAGUUAGUUAAUCAAUUGUGGCCUGAAAAAAUUUGAAGGAAAAAAAACUACGAAUUUUUUAAGAAAAUGCUUUUUUCGUGAGAAGGACUCUCAAACGCUGACAAACGUCAACAAAUAGCGAAAACUAUAAUUUCUAUAUGUUUGCUUUGCUCGAAAUCGCGCGCAUUUACAAGGCCCUAAAGCGUUUUGCUGACUUGCAAGGACCCAUCUGUUAUAACGAUGCCCAAAAUAAAGGGAUGAAUCUCUUGGUUUAUUAGAUAUAAUCCGUGUAAAGUUUGCUUAUCAUUUUCGCAUAAAUUAUGACCUAAAUUUGGAAACCGCUGAAUUUCUCGAAUUGGGUCUUUGCGAUUUUGGUGAAACUCUGUUCAGCGCAAGGCACUAAUGCGCACUAUGUGUAGCCGAGAGAUUUUGACAAAAAAAUGCCGGCAACAGCCGAUUUUCGACUCAGACCUCAAAGGGGCGUGGCAUUAUAACCAUGACAUUUACUCCGAUCGCCAAAAAUUUUAUGUUAUAUUGCAGAUUGAUCUAUAUGUUAUCCAUUCUAAGUGUUAGACUUACGAUAAAAGUAAAGGUGGGGAUACCAGAGAGCUUCAAAGUAGGAUGGUACCCCCCCCAAAAAAACUGGGUCGAGUCACCUUAAAGUAUCGGAUUAUGGCGAUUAAAACAAAUGAAAACUUCACACCUUUCUCCAAUAGCGUGACUUUCAGAAAGCCUCGAGGGGCGGAUUUGGUAACCGCUUCUGAAUUGAUACCAGGCUUCUGUCGGUCAAAGUCAAAUGUCCCGACCCCGGAGUCGCUUCGUACGAUCAAAAGCCCGACAGCGGGAUGGUCUCAGGCAUCAAAUCCCCGCCCCUUGCCCGCCCCCCCCCUCCCCUACGGAAUUUACAUUGAUAGGUGCAUGAGCUCCUCCUCCUGCUCCUAAUUUUUUGGGUUGCCUUCGCCCCAUGCCUCUGCACGACUCCCAUUUAAAUGGGAGCUCGAAGAAAGUACAGAUUUCCUUAAGCGUGGAAACAGUAAAAUAGUUCAAUUUUCCCUCCUUGACGUGGUCACACAAGUCAUAAAUGUCAUAGACAAUCGGAUGCGUUAAGCCAAUUUCUGUUACAACUGAUUCGACGGUGGUCAUGUGAUUCACUUCUUUCUCGUCAAUUAAUCCCUCAUCAGAUUUAUCGUCAGCCGCGGUGCUCGGAGACGAACCUACCCGUCUCCAUCUCGAGGAGGACAAACGGAAGAAAAAUCUUUGUAUUUGGGCUUUGGUCAGCCACUCUUCCGGGAAAACAGGCCCUUCCCGUUUUCCCCCUUCGCUUUCCUCAUAUCUUGCGAGACUUGUCGCAGAUCCUCUUUCCUUCCAGAUUGCUCACCAAUUUCAAACUUGGAGGUGAGAUACUGCCUUACUUUCUCUUCGAAGCGAACAGCGCCACCUUUUGGCUUAUGAAGUGCCCAUCCUUCACUUAAAUUCGACUGGAAAGGUUCGCUACCUUGUCUCUCGAUAACAUUGGUACUAUCGCCUUCUGAAAGGGUAAGGGAUGAGAAUUUUUCAACCCAGCUUUAAUCUAGAGAUUUCAAAGCUGUUCUAAUGUCAAAAAUAAAGGAAAUGACCCAUGAAUUCCAGUGCUCAGUGGAAGGAUAAUUACACCAUCAAGCAGUGACCCAAUGGCCCUUGUUGCUGUCUAUAAUUAAGAGAUUGUAAGUUGGCUAUUACACUUUUUUCUCUUUUUCUUUGACUUUGUGAGGUGGUUUUGUCACAAUUUGAACGGACGCGCGUCACUCUUACGUAAUGUUUUAACGGGAAACCAAACAGCCUCAGCAUUCAGCUGUUCUUAGCCACCAUUUUGCGAGAACAAAGUAUAUGUAUAUAUUAAGAAUGGUACAAAAAAAAAACAGCUUACUUGUAAAAACCUUUGUGUUUUUUAUAUCUUUACAUACUUAUAAAAAAUGGUAGAGGGUAAAUGAAAAUGAAGAAAAACAAAAUGUGUCCUGCAUAGCAGUCUUUCAAAUUUCCUUUUAGCCGACAGGGAGUCGUGCAGAGGCAUGGGGCGAAGGCAACCCAAAAAAUUAGGAGCAGGGGGAGGAGCUUAUUUAGCCGGCCUUUUGCAUGUAUUUGAAUAUACAAUGUAAUAAGAGUGGUACACCAAAAAAUCGGUUUACAUGUAAAACUCUUUGUCGUUGUCAUAUGAAAAAAAAGUACAGGAAAAUUGCAAACGAAAAGAAUGGGGUUUAGUGAUAAAAGGUCACAUCGAAUCAAGAAAUGAGCUGAAACUAACAUAGUUCACUUGACAAUUGUAUGUCAGGCUUAUAAGUGGAGAAGGCUAAAAAUUGUACACUUCUAGUUUUCUUAACACCUUACCUAAAUGACAUUGGUUACUGUUACGGAAAAUCAUAUUUUAGAGUCAGCUUUGUAUAAAGCAAUGAUUUUGCAUACAUUCUUGGGAACAGCAAAGUGAUUUAGAACAAGCCCUCUAAGUAUAGUGUUCAUUCCGUGCAAUAACGCAUAAAUAAAAGGUUCUGGAAGAAAAGACACCUUAUUUUAUACCCCUGAGGACAAGCAAAAAGGUCAUAUGGGUACCUCGGUUUAAAAUAUUUUAUAUAACUCUAUUAAUUAAUACCAGUUCUAAUUUAAAGGAAAAAGUUAUGAGAAUAAAAUAAAAGUUGUCUGUACCACAAAGCAUGCCUUCACUCUUUAGACUGAGAGUCCUAAAGCUUUUUUAGAGUGUAUUCGAAUAUCUUAUGACGAUAAGUCCGCCACCCACACCACCCUGCGGCGUACUGUUUUCAUUCAGCGGCUGGUCAGCGGUCACGUUUAUGAGGUAAACAUGGCGAUCACCUCCUGAUCACCGUUCUGGUCGAUCAGAAAAUCCAAAAUACCAGCGUGAUAUGGCCUCGAAGAUGACGCAGUUAUGUUGUUUGAUUCGUACUUCACAUUGGAGUCGAAGCUUGGGUGGCACAGGUUAUUUCUUACGGUGGAAUCGACAAGGGAAAUUCGAACACUAGUGGUCACUAGUUGUAGUGUUUGAAUUGUUGGAAGAAAUGGUCGCAUGGGGAUGUAGGAAUGGUAGGUUUAACGAACAGUUUCAAAUUUUGCCCCUUGAAUUGAACGUGAAGUUCAUUUGAAUGCUUUCCUAUGUAUUUCUGACUGUUUUAGAUCUAUCUGCUCGAUUUAUAUCUGCUACGCUUCAUGUUGACAAGUCCCUCAAAAUGGCGGCAAAAGUUGGAGAUUGCGGAAAAUUAGGUAAGUUCACGGAGUUAUAAAGUUUUAGUAAAGGUCGGGCCGCAAAGUUUUUUUCUGUAGUUACCUUUUCUAUGGCACCUACCUCCUAGCUAUAUUAGUUGGAUCAGUUAAGAACGCCUCACUUUUUCAAAAAUGUACCUUGAAUUUGAUCGGUUUUCGCGUGUGUGACUUAAGCGAACCGAUAAGGUGUCGUUCAAGUCUUCCUGUUUGCUUGAUUGAAACGUGAUGUUCACGAAAGUCGCCUCGAUGGAUAAGAUAGACUUAUUACACAUGGCUGUGGUAUUUGAUUUUUGCUGAGUCCCGUACUUUUUUGUAAAUUGUCCUCCAAAGUUGUCUCAAAUUAAAGUCUUGAAAAGUGUCACAACAGGCCUUCGCUCGAGUGAAAUUUAAUUUCCGUAAAACUCUGAAAAAUAAAGAGAUCCGAUCAAACGGAUUGUGGUUUUAGUAUAGGUACAUGAAUGUCUUACAACACACAAGAAAUGAGCUAAAUCUGUGUCUCAACGAAAAACGACCGGACCGCUCUUACAGAGACACUCUCUUAAAACGCGAAAGUUGCGCAAAACUGAGUCUAUCCUUAUCGCUAUAGAAAACUUAUCCUGAAGGAUUAUAUGCUUCUGGUUCAUCACACUGCGACAGACAUACAAAGAUACUAAUACACUAUAAAACUCCGACAAAUGAGAAAUUUUGAGAAAUGGCAGGUAGGAAGGGAGCAAGACAUAAAAAAUGUUUUCAACAUGCUUUAUUUUUACGAUUUUAGGGGCGAAAGCGUUUGAGAAGUUAAAACUGUUUGAGCUGGUGAUCACUUGGUGUGAUCAAGGAUUAGCAGUAUCCUUUUACUCUUUACAUUCUUCCAUAGCUGAAAAAUGGUUUAUUUUCGCAACUUGUUGUAUACACUUCCGUUACGAUUUGUCUACCAUUUUUCUUGACUAA